Zeugodacus cucurbitae (melon fly) is the source of this 1930-nucleotide messenger RNA. Its product is annotated as transmembrane protein 68. Gene Ontology annotation, molecular function: acyltransferase activity. Bases 604 to 1566 code for a protein of 320 amino acids. NCBI's taxonomy places the organism in Eukaryota, Metazoa, Arthropoda, Insecta, Diptera, Tephritidae. Gene Ontology annotation, cellular component: membrane. The record is from RefSeq and is a predicted model, not a curated record. The transcript has 4 exons.
UUUUUGUAUUCAGUUGAUGUUUUGCCAUUCGUGGUAGAUGUUCGAUUUUUUUGUUACGAUUGUAUAAAAAGAGAAGUAAACAAUCAAUUUUGCAACAAAAGUGUGAUAAUGAAAAAGAGGAAACACAUGUUGUAAUCAUUUACAGAAAUACUAAAAGAACGACCAAAGCGAAAAGAUAAUUGUGUGAAAGUUAAUUAAUAAAAAAUUUCAAUAACAACUAAAUAUUAAAUAUAUGCGCUAAGCAUUAAAGUAUUUGUUAGCAUUAACCCAAUCGGCACAACGGAUGGCAGGAAAAAAGAAAGUAUUUGGAAGUCUAAGUGAAAAUUAGGUCAGAAUAGUGGAAAAAGCGCAAAAAGUGCAGAAAUAAAAACAACUACGUUUAUUUAGCCUUAAGUUGUUGCCUUUAGGUGAGCUGGAAUUGUGUAAAAAAAUCAAAUAAAGCAGUAAAACCGCAAGGGAGUUGAAUGACACAGCGCUGUCCACUGCGAUACAUAUACAGUGGAUAGCAUAUUGUUUUGUUGACGCAUACGCACAGCUACCAAUUGGCAGUAAUAAGUUCUUUGUUUUGUUUCGGCUCCAAAACAAGCAAUUGGAAGUGGUAACAUGGAGUAUUUACAGGACUUGACAAAAAAUCUACAGGAUUUUCUAUCUACCUACAUCGACUUGGACUACUCGCUAUGGCUUUACCGGCUGCUUUGGCCACUAAUUGUAACAUUCCUACUUCCAUUGGUCUUCGUGGCACUAAUUUACAUAUCAUUUGUGAUGUUAUUCAUUUACAAAUUGCAUAGAGAGGUGAUAAUGCGCGCCGUACGCACCGAUCGCAAAUUCUGGGAAUUCGGUCGCAAAUUGGUCGCCGCCUUGUGGGAUGCACAUGCGCGCAUUUAUCAUGGCUACGAAGUGAUCGGCAUGGAGAAUAUACCAGAGACCGGACCAGCGCUGAUUGUCUUUUAUCAUGGCGCUAUACCGAUUGAUAUGUAUUACUUGAAUUCACGUAUAAUCUUGCAAAAGAAUCGACUGAUAUAUUCGGUGGGUGAUCGUUUUCUCUUCAAAUUGCCCGGUUGGGGCACUAUAUCUGAAGCAUUCAACAUUAGUCCUGGCACGGUGCAAUCAUGUGUUGGCAUACUGAGGGAAGGCAAUAUGUUGGCCAUAUCGCCGGGUGGGGUUUACGAAGCACAAUUCGGCGAUCAUUAUUACGAGCUGUUGUGGCGUAAUCGUGUGGGCUUUGCCAAGGUCGCAUUGGAGGCGAAGGUGCCGAUAAUACCGUGUUUUACACAAAAUCUACGUGAAGGUUUUCGCCAAUUGGGCAUUUUUCGCAAUUUCUUCAUGAAACUGUACAAUACGGUGCGCAUACCGGUAUAUCCCAUCUAUGGUGGUUUUCCGGUGAAGUUUCGCACAUACAUCGGGCGACCGUUGGCGUACGAUGGCACGCUCACGCCGGAGGAGUUGCAAUUGAAGGUGGCGGCCGCUUUGGAGGAGUUGAUAAAUCAGCAUCAACGCAUACCCGGCAGCAUAUUUCAUGCGCUGCUCGAUCGUUUUCCACCGUUUCGUAGUAAAAGAAAAGACUAAAAACUUAAUUUUUUGUUUUCAAUUUAAUAAUUUAUGUGCUUAGUGUAAGUAUGUGCACGCGUAACAGUAACUGUUUACAAUGUUUACCGAAAAUCUCCGUAUAACUCCAUUGUGUUAUUUAAGUUUCUUUCAUUUCCACUUUUGAGGGGAGGGAAACGCAAAAGACUAUCCGCUAACUAUAAAAAAAAAACAUUUUAUUGUGUGUUUUUUUUUUUUUGAGAAUUUUGCUGAGCAAAAAAUUAAUCAAUAAAUAAUUAAAACAAAAUAAACAAUAAAUAAUUAGUUAUGUAAUAGAACAAAUAAUUGCAUAAACGCCAGCUGCAUCUAUGAAUAUUAUUAUUAUUUAUUACAGUUUAAUAACUCA